This is a messenger RNA of Penicillium odoratum, 912 nucleotides long. RefSeq names its product DUF1183 domain protein. NCBI's taxonomy places the organism in Eukaryota, Fungi, Ascomycota, Eurotiomycetes, Eurotiales, Aspergillaceae. The coding region runs from base 1 to 912 and encodes 303 amino acids. The transcript has a single exon. Gene Ontology annotation, biological process: regulation of store-operated calcium entry. Gene Ontology annotation, cellular component: endoplasmic reticulum membrane. The record is from RefSeq and is a predicted model, not a curated record.
AUGCGUGGGCUAACGGUCAUCACCGCGCUGCUGCUCACCUCCCCAGCACUAUGCGCGAGAUCCAACCCACCAGGCAAAGAUGCCAUUUUACUCUCGAAUGUCAACACUCUGACACUACGUGCAAACAGCUUGACAAAAUCUCGUCGAGUUUCGCCCAUCCAGCAGCUUACCUGUGUCGGUCCAUCCAAAAAGAUAUGUGGCCUCUACCAGCCAGAAGUCAUGCGCUGUACCAAUCAAGGUUAUGGCUACAACGAAGAGGAUAUAGAGUGGACAUGUGAAGCUUCUCUUCCGUCUGAAUUCAAGCUUGGUGCUACAGAUGUUGUGUGUGAGGGGUAUCGAAGCGCAGAUGACAAGUGGGUUCUUAAGGGGAGUUGUGGUGUUGAAUAUCGAAUGCUAUUGACAGAGCAUGGCGAGGACCGGUUUGGAAGAUCUGCGAACAAGAAUAUGGAUGAUUCUGAGCCAUGGGCGUGGUGGGCGAGUCUCUUGUUUUUCAUGUUCAUGUUUGGUACUUUUGCGGUGAUCAUUUGGCAAUUGUGUUGGGGGGCCGCUUCACCUCGGAGAGAUGCUCGGAGGGCAAGACGGGGGUUCUGGGGUGGAGGUGGAGGUGGAGGUGGAGGUCCUGGUGGUGGGGGAGGCGGUGGCUAUGAUCCUUACUCGGGACAACCUCCUGCCUACGGUAGCUGGGAUACUUCUGCGCCUGGAUGCUCUUCUCAAGGUUGGACUCCUGGGUUCUGGACUGGUGCCCUAGGAGGCGGCGCUGCUGGGUAUGCGAUGGGACGUCGUAGAUCGUCCCAGUCUCAGCGAGGGCAUACGCGGUAUAAUUCAGGCGAAGGCAGUUCGGGAGGUCGCUCACCACCACGAUUCUCCAGCACAUCUAGUAGUACUGGGUUUGGAUCGACGAAACGGAGAUAG